AAUAUAAAUUAGAAAACAAAAAUCGGCAGAAAGCCGAAAUCCAAGAGGAUUAUGACUCCAUCGCAGAGAACUCGCCCUAUGUCUCACGUUCAGAAGAUUUUCUUUUCUAUAUCGCUAAUCUGAAUCGAUUUCGACUUCGAAUGCGUCGUUUCUCGUCUGGGUUCAAACACAGAGAAAUCAGGAGCUUGUUAUUCUCAAGCCGGCAGAGAAAACAAGAUCUUGUCAAAGAUGAGCUGCUAGGUGUCACUCCUCCUCACCCAGCUGGAGAGCCUAUCAAAUGGAUACACAAAACGUCGCACCGAUCUCGCAAAAGAGCUGCCCGCUUGAGGCGAGAACGCGAGCGUUGGCACCCAAAUCAACGACCAACGAUUGUGUUCUAUGGCUCCAGCAGAAUGCCGCAUUUCCCGGGAUGGGCCCCAAUCCCCCAUUUGGGACUUAUUAAAAAAUUGGCUUCACACAUGCUGCUGAUACUGACGGACGAGUACAACACUUCUCAAGUUCACGCAGGGUGUCAGCAACGGCUAACAAGUAUUCCAUAUGACGAGGAGGUUUGCGGACACAGAAAAACAAGAGAACGUGCAACGUACUGGGUUGAAGGACCUCAAGGCGGCUUCAUUCCAAAGAGGUAAAGGAAAAUAAAAGUACUGUCGAGACCAGAGAUUGGGUGAUGUGGAAGAUUAAAGCUUGUAAUAACCAUCCAGAGCUUUAUCCAAAGGCUGUGAUUGUAGACCGGGAUAAAAAUGCGGCAUUGAACAUAAGAAGCAUAGGCAUAGCCUAUAUGAAUAAUGAUGGACAUCCAGACUUUCGACCAGAGGCAUUCCUACCACCAGGUGGACAGCUCCCUCAACAAGCGCAACUUCAAGAAGAUCAAGAAGAACAGGAGGAACC
Zychaea mexicana is the source of this 888-nucleotide messenger RNA. RefSeq lists its product as uncharacterized. NCBI's taxonomy places the organism in Eukaryota, Fungi, Mucoromycota, Mucoromycetes, Mucorales, Lichtheimiaceae. The record is from RefSeq and is a predicted model, not a curated record. The coding region runs from base 141 to 629 and encodes 162 amino acids. The transcript has 7 exons.